This is a messenger RNA of Thlaspi arvense, 1826 nucleotides long. Lineage: Eukaryota; Viridiplantae; Streptophyta; Magnoliopsida; Brassicales; Brassicaceae. The record is from the annotation of a GenBank genome assembly.
CUGUUUUUAGUUUGCUCUCCAAAAUUAAUAAUCUCUCUCUCUCUCUCUCUCUUCCCAUCCCAUCGCAAUCUCCAUCUCCAUCUUCACCUCCAUCUCUGUCUCUUCUUGUAUAAAGAUAAUCCCACAAGACUAAAAACUAUUCUCUUCUCUUACUUUCUCUCUCUCUCUCUCUCUCUCUCUCUCUCUCUCUCUCUUUCUCACUCUUCACCAUGACUGAUCCUUAUUCCAAUUUCUUCACAGAUUGGUUCAAGUCCAAUCCUUUUCACCAUUACCCUAAUUCCUCUAGUAACCCUUCUCCUCCUCCUCCUCCCUCUUCCUUCUUCUUCUUUCCUCACUCCGGCGACCUCCGCCGUCCACCGCCACCACUAACUCCUCCUCCUUCUCCUCCUCUCCGUGAAGCGCUCCCUCUCCUUAGCCUCAGCCCCGCCAACAAACAACAAGACCACCAUGACCAUAACCAUCUAAAUCAAGAACCACCUUCAACCUCCAUGGAUGUUGACUACGAUCAUCAUCACCGUCAAGAUGAUCAUACUCUCGAUGACGAUGACCAUGACGUCACCGUUGCUCUUCACAUAGGCCUUCCAAGCCCUAGUGCUCAAGAGAUGGCCUCUUUGCUCAUGAUGUCUUCUUCCUCCUCUUCCUCGAGGACCGCUCAUCAUCAUGAGGACAUGAACCACAAGAAAGAUCUGGACAACGACUACCCUCACGGAGCCGCCGGAGUAGGAGAGGAUGACGAUGAAGAUUCAGUCGGCGGCGACGGCGGAUGUAGAAUCAGCAGACUCAACAAGGGUCAGUAUUGGAUCCCUACACCUUCUCAGAUUCUCAUUGGCCCUACUCAGUUCUCAUGUCCUGUUUGCUUCAAAACCUUCAACAGAUACAACAACAUGCAGAUGCAUAUGUGGGGACAUGGAUCACAAUACAGAAAAGGACCUGAAUCUCUGAGGGGAACGCAGCCAACCGGAAUGCUGAGGCUUCCGUGCUAUUGUUGCGCACCGGGCUGUCGCAACAACAUUGACCAUCCAAGGGCAAAGCCUCUCAAAGACUUCAGAACACUUCAAACACAUUACAAGAGGAAACAUGGGAUCAAACCCUUCAUGUGUAGAAAAUGUGGAAAGGCUUUUGCGGUACGAGGGGACUGGAGAACACAUGAGAAGAAUUGCGGUAAGCUUUGGUAUUGUAUUUGUGGAUCUGAUUUCAAGCACAAGAGAUCUCUGAAAGAUCACAUCAAGGCUUUUGGAAAUGGCCAUGGAGCUUAUGGCAUUGAUGGGUUUGAUGAAGAAGAUGAGCCAGCCUCUGAGGUAGAACAAUUAGACAAUGAUCAUGAGUCAAUGCAGUCCAAAUAGCUUUUAUAAAUUAGUAUAAGUACUUAGUAAUUCGGUAUAUAUAUAUUAAUUAUAAGAAUACCUAAAUCUAUGGACCAAGUUUUGAUGGAGGUAGGGAUUUCUAAGUAAAAGCUAUAUCAUGUAAUUGAUCAUACAAAAAAACGAAUCAAGAUCACUUGGGAAUUUUUUUACAUUGUAUCUCUAGUUUGGUAGUUAAAUUUACUACAAGACAAUGUAGAACUUUAACUAAUGAGGUUGUCCACGAACAGUUUCUAUUUUUGUAUAUAAUUGUUGGCAUUAAUUUACUUUUCAUUUCGAAGGAAAAUAAGCCAUAAUCGUUUGAGUUAUAUUUGUUAGGAUAAAAAUACUAGUUAUAAAAGUAGAUGCGAUACAUUCAUGCAUGCAUUAUGCUAAGAAUUUUCUCUAAAUAUACUAUAUUCUAUAUCAUAAUGAAUAUUUGCAAAAUUUUAUUUGAGUAAUAAUAGAUUCUAGUUUUUUAUUCCC